AUGGAGCCCAACAGCCCUAAAAAAAUACAGUUUGCUGUGCCACUGUUUCAGAGUCAAAUAGAUCCUGAGGCAGCUGAGCAGAUCAGGAAAAGAAGGCCUACACCAGCAUCGCUCGUCAUCAUGAAUGAACACGUACCCCCAGAAAAAGAUGAGAAAAGAACAAACAUCUCACAGGCAGAGUCCCAGAGCGGCUCUCCCAAGCAAAGGAAGCAGAGCGUCUUCACCCCGCCUGCCCUCAAAGGGAUUAAGCAUAUGAAGAGUCAGAGUGAUUCAGCGUUCCCCGAGGAAGAAGAGGGAGUUAGUGAAAGGGAAGAGGAGUGGGGCCAUUAA
Molecule: messenger RNA, 330 nt
Organism: Cariama cristata (Red-legged seriema)
Lineage: Eukaryota; Metazoa; Chordata; Aves; Cariamiformes; Cariamidae
Gene: PPP1R1C
Product: protein phosphatase 1, regulatory (inhibitor) subunit 1C
Exons: 5
Coding region: 1-330 (109 amino acids)
Biological process (GO): intracellular signal transduction
Cellular component (GO): cytoplasm
Molecular function (GO): protein phosphatase inhibitor activity
Source: RefSeq, a predicted model, not a curated record